Esox lucius (northern pike) is the source of this 3287-nucleotide messenger RNA. It is a transcript of the gene acsf3, whose product is annotated as acyl-CoA synthetase family member 3. Gene Ontology annotation, molecular function: medium-chain fatty acid-CoA ligase activity. The record is from RefSeq and is a predicted model, not a curated record. NCBI's taxonomy places the organism in Eukaryota, Metazoa, Chordata, Actinopteri, Esociformes, Esocidae. Gene Ontology annotation, biological process: fatty acid metabolic process. The coding region runs from base 647 to 2368 and encodes 573 amino acids. The transcript has 10 exons.
UAUUUACUUUAGCGUAAUAGCGGGAGCUUUAAAAUCAUUUUUGUCUUUUUCAAUGAGGGUAUAGUUUAAACAAGAUAACUAUCAUGGUGAAACGUAUGUAAAAAACAAUUAAGAAAAACAAGUGUUGUCGCAAAAACAGCUUCACAUUCAGCAUAAGCUAACUGACCUAGCUAAAAGACGUUAGGUACAAGCUUCAGUCCUUGAUGAUUUUUAUGACGUUUCGUCACUUUCUGGCAAUCCUGUCCUUUACUGUUCAGAUACAGAAGCAUAUUUAAGCUAAUUCAAUGUCAUACUUUCGUUGAGUAGUAUGCUCAUGAUAGCCAGCUUUCUAUCUUAUUACUCAUGUUGGCUCAGAGUAAGUUAGAUAUGUUGAUGUAGCUUGCCAACUAAGUUUCGUACAUUGUGUUAAUUGCAACAGCAAACUAUAAUGUAAGUUAACAAAGUAACAUAAGUAUUAACUUGCAAAAUGUACCAUGAAGUCCAAAGAUCAACUCAGGUGAUUUUUAGUGCUUUUCAGAUACAUUGACAGAAGUUACUGCUGGAUUGCUUCACAGCCUAUGUUUUCUAGUGUUACCAUUGUACGUCCAGACAUCAUGAGGAUGUGUGUUAUAAGAGGAUACCGUUGGUGACAGCAUAAUCUCCCACAAUGUUGUCGGUGUCAGCGCGUCACUCAGUCCAUCUGUGGCGCUCUGCCUGUCCUGCUGGUUGGACACACUGGUUACACUUGAGGAGAUCUUACUCCUCAACCAGAGUCAGACAGGCUGCAAAAGGGGACUUUGACCCAGUGUUCUCCAGGGCCCGAGCAUUCGGGGACAAGCUGGCCAUAGUGGACGACAGUGGACGCCACAGCUUCAAGGACCUGUAUGGCAGCAGUAGGGGCCUAGCCUGCCGUAUCAAGGAAAGUCUGGGAUGUCCCUCCGGGGACCUGCAGGGGAAGCGCGUCUCCUUCUUGUGUGCCAAUGACGCCUCAUACACAGUAGCCCAGUGGGCGUCCUGGAUGUGUGGCGGCACGGCCGUGCCUCUCUACAGGAAGCACCCUUUGUCAGAGCUGGAGUACAUCCUGUCUGACUCUCAGAGCUCCCUGGUGGUGGCUGGGCAGCCAUAUGCAGAGACCCUAGAGCCACUGGCCCACAAACUUGGGCUGCCCUGCCUGCAGAUACCCCCCACUUCCAACCUCAGCUCCCUGCUGGAAGGCCCAGAGACCCAGCCUGAGCCCAGCAUCACAGACUGGGCCCAGCGGCCUGCCAUGAUCAUCUACACCAGCGGAACCACAGGCAGCCCCAAAGGGGUUCUCCACACUCACAGCAGCAUCCGGGCCAUGGUUCAGAGUCUGGUGUCAGAGUGGGGCUGGUCCCGGGAUGACGUCCUCCUUCACACUUUGCCUCUGCACCACGUCCAUGGUGUCGUCAACACGUUGCUCUGCCCUCUCUGGGUGGGCGCCACCACUGUCAUGCUGCCUGACUUCCAGCCCCAGAAGGUUUGGGAGUUCCUGCUCAGCUCCCAGGCACCUAGGGUAAAUGUCUUCAUGGCUGUUCCUACCAUCUAUUCUAAACUGAUCCAGCACUACGAGCAGCACUUCACCCAGCCACACGUCCAGGACUUUGUCCGGGCUGUCUGCAAGGAGAGAAUCAGGCUGAUGGUGUCUGGCUCAGCAGCCCUGCCCCAGCCAACCCUGCAACGAUGGGAGGAGAUCACUGGACACACCCUGUUGGAGCGCUACGGCAUGACGGAGAUAGGCAUGGCCCUGUCCAAUCCGCUUAAGGGACCACGCAUCGCAGGUGCAGUUGGUGUCCCUCUUGUAGGCGUAGAGGUUCGCAUUGCCAUGACGAAUGCCAUCCACACCACCAUCGCCGAGGGCAACAGUAGAGAAACCCAGGUGUGUCCAGGGCUGGAGGGGAAAGAGGGAGAACUGUUGGUGCGAGGAGACCAGGUCUUCGCCGAGUACUGGAACAAACCUGACGCCACCAGAGAGGCAUUCACCGAAGAAGGGUGGUUCAAAACAGGGGACACAGCUGUCUACAAGGAUGGAGUGUACUGGAUCAUGGGCCGCACCUCUGUGGACAUCAUAAAGAGUGGUGGCUACAAGAUCAGCGCUCUGGAGGUGGAGCGCCACCUACUAUCCCAUCCUGACAUCAUAGAUGUGGCUGUGAUUGGUGCUCCGGAUGCCACCUGGGGACAGAAAGUGACUGCAGUGGUGCAGCUGAGGAGGGGGCGGAGCAUGACCCUGUCAGAGCUGAAGACAUGGGCCAGAGAGCAUAUGGCUCCCUACACCAUCCCCUCUGGCCUGGUUCUAGUGGAGGAGAUGCCCCGGAACCAGAUGGGGAAGGUCAACAAGAAGCAGCUACUCAGGCACUUCUUCCAGAGCUAACAAGCGGUGCCUGGUGAACAACGUCACUUCGCGGGACUGGAUUGACCUUGAGUUACGGACAGGUGGAAAUGCGUCACUAAUCCACAUGAAUUCAAUCUUUCAAAGGGAUUUUGACAAAGAUAAAAUGUAUCCUGAGCUUUACAAUGACUGUGAACAUUUGGCUAAAUUAUUUGGUUAAGAAUGUUAAAUCUACCUAGAGGACUAGAAAUAUUAUUGAAGGCUACAUGUGGUGAAUUUCCAAGUGUGAUUUACUUACUAUAAAAGGUGUUUUUAGAAUUAAACGUACAUUAAUGCACAAUCUCAUUAAAAUAUCAGAGUCAAUGUGUUACGGAACAAUCCCGAGUGGACAUGCCUGCAUCUCUCCUUUAGGCCACCACCUCCUUGUCACCUCCCUCCGACAGGAGCAAAGGCCCCUCUUAGUGAGCGUGGACUGACCACUCAGUGGUCCGGGGAACAAUGAAGAGACCUCAUUGAGGAUCCUAUGACUAUUUCAUUGACCCCUCUCAGCCGUUAGUGGUAUAAAUACUGUUGGAUUUUUCACGGGCUGGCCUGGAGGCACUAAGCCCAGUGGAGCCGAGUCUUCCAGAUGAUUAAACCACUCCAGAGAUAUAUUUAGUUUGGCUGGUAUGAUAAAGAACUGAUUUAAUAGGAUAACGCGGUGGUGCCUUCUUAACGACUGAGCGCCACGAUCAUUAGCAUGACUGGGGAUCAUGACAUGAAUAAUUAUGCAAACACACCAGUACAUUAAGAAACAGUGUAAGGAUAAGAACAAUGAGAGAUCCUUGAUGUUGUCUGCAGAAGAGGAGAGGGGAACACAGAGCACUUUUAAAUUGUUUAUAAUUACAAUCCAGAUGGAUGCCCUUGAAUUGGCAAUUAUGUUUAUUUUAAUGUAAUAAAAUGGAUGAUGUAUGGAAAUGCA